CCCAGCUCUGGUUUCCCAAACAGGGCUGGAACACAUGAGAGCUUGCCUUGCUCCUGAGAUGUCCUUCAGGCUCUUCUUUUGGCUUUUGAGUCUCCUGUGUGCAAAAGACAUGGAGGCUACAGUCACCCAAAGCCCAAGAAACAAGAUGACAGUAACAGGAGGAAAAGUGAACUUGAGCUGUCACCAGACUAAUAACCAUAACUACAUGUACUGGUAUCGUCAGGACAUGGGGAAUGGACUCAGGCUGAUCCAUUACUCAUAUGGUGCUGGCAUAACUGAGAAAGGAGAUGUCUCUGAUGGCUACAAGGCUUCCAGACCAAGAACAGAGGACUUCUCCCUGGUGCUGGAGCUGGCUUCCCCCUCUCAGACAGCUGUGUACUUCUGUGCCAGCAGUGAUGCACAGAGAUGCAUGUCUGCCUGCCCUCUGCACAAAAAGCCAACCAGGAAAACAUUUGCCUGUGUGCCCAAGGAAGCCCCCAUUUCUACUCCAGGGCGGGAACUCAAGUUCCUCAUUCAACAUUUUGAAAAAAUGAUGAGAGAGAAAGGCAGCAUCCCCAACCGAUUCUCAGUGCAGCAGUUCAGUGACUAUCACUCUGAGAUGAACAUGAGUGCCUUGGAGCUGGAGGAUUCUGCUGUGUACUUCUGUGCCAGCUCACCACAGCCUUUCAUGGUUACUGGCUUUCUGUACCUUAAUCUUCCUGUUCCAGAUGUUGUUGUACUAGCAAGGGUUGGAAGAUGCCACAAAGCCUAA
Meriones unguiculatus (Mongolian gerbil) is the source of this 751-nucleotide messenger RNA. RefSeq lists its product as uncharacterized. The record is from RefSeq and is a predicted model, not a curated record. Gene Ontology annotation, cellular component: plasma membrane. Gene Ontology annotation, biological process: cell surface receptor signaling pathway. The coding region runs from base 35 to 751 and encodes 238 amino acids. The transcript has 3 exons. Lineage: Eukaryota; Metazoa; Chordata; Mammalia; Rodentia; Muridae.